AUGUCUUCUCUAUUAGAUGAGUGCAGGGAACAUUUAUUGGAAGUCGACGCAGAUGGCAAACCCAAAUUCCAGAUAAGAAAUCUCACCAGAGUUUCCGACGAUGGGGUUUCAAUCCUCAAAGGCAUCAACCUUCACAUUCCAAAGGGUGUCAUCGUUGGGGUCAUAGGCCCCAGCGGCAGCGGCAAGUCAACGCUCUUGAGAGCCUUAAACCGCCUCUGGGAACCAUCCUCCGCCUCCGUCUUCCUCGACGGCCAAGACAUCAUCGAUCUCGACGUUCUCUCUCUUCGCCGGAAAGUUGGCAUGCUCUUUCAGCUCCCUGCCCUCUUUCUAGGCACAGUUGCUGACAAUGUGAGGUAUGGACCACAGCUUAGAGGAAAAAAGCUAACCGAUGAUGAGGUGCUCAAGUUGCUGACAAUGGCAGACUUAGAUGCUUCUUUCAUGGAUAAGUCCGGGGCUGAACUAUCUGUGGGUCAAGCUCAAAGGGUUGCACUUGCUAGGACUUUGGCUAAUUCACCAGAGGUUUUGUUGUUGGAUGAGCCUACUAGUGCUUUAGAUCCUAUAUCGACAGAAAACAUAGAGGAUGCCCUGGUGAAGCUGAACAAGAAUCGGGGCAUGACAGUGGUCAUGGUCUCUCAUAGCAUCAAACAAAUCCAAAGAAUCGCUGACAUAGUGUGCCUGCUUGUUGAUGGUGAAAUUGUUGAAGUUCUGAAGCCUGAUAAACUCGCUGAGGCCAAGCAUCCCACAGCGCGAAGGUUUCUUGAACUCAGUUCUUAA
Molecule: messenger RNA, 774 nt
Organism: Sphenostylis stenocarpa
Lineage: Eukaryota; Viridiplantae; Streptophyta; Magnoliopsida; Fabales; Fabaceae
Source: the annotation of a GenBank genome assembly